AUCAUCAUUAUUGUGAUUCUAGAAUCGACAUUUUUAUUAUUAUCAUCGCUAUUAUUAUCAUUACAAAUAUUGUUAUUAUGAUUAUCAUCAUUAUCAUUAUCAUCAUUAUCAUAGCAGUAAGAGUAGAACUAAUGGUAGUAUUAAUAGUAGUAUCUUCAUCACCUUUAUUAUCAUUUAUUAUUUUAUUCAAGAAGCGGCGUAGGAGCCCUAAUAUUGCGGAUCUAUUCUCAUGGCGACCCCUGCCAAAGAAACGAAGAAGGCAAGUGAUAACGGAGAUGCACCGGGCAGCGGAGGCGGGCGACGAAGUCCGUUUGCGUCGUCUUGUUGAUGAACGGCAAGAAGACAUCAACAAGCAAGACGAAAAUGGCCUCACGCCCCUCCAUCUGGCCGCUAAGAAGACACGCCCUCAAUGCUGUCAGAUCCUCCUCGACGUCAGCCACAAGGAAAUCAAUGUGAAGGACAGGUCAGGCAACACGCCUCUAGCACUCUGCAUCUCAAAUAAGCCGGAGUCGUUCGCAACGGCUAGACUGCUCGUUUCGGAGGGCGCCAACGUCAAUUUUUCGAACAAAGCAAAAUUAGCCGCCCUACACACUGCGGCCGAGCGGGGAAACCUGGAAGUUGUUCGUCUUCUCCUGCAGCAGAAGGACAUCGCGCUGAACCCGGAAGAUUCAGAAAGGCACACACCCCUCCACCUGGCGUCCAAGGCGGGCCACUGGAAGAUUUGCCAAGCCCUUGUGCUGGCCGGCGCGAACGUGGCAGCUUGCAAUGUCCGCGGUCAGACGGCCCUGCACAUCGCCGCAAAAAUGGGCUUCUCCGAGUGCUGCAAACAUUUGCUCUCAGCGGGAGAGGUCAACAGCCCCGACGCGCAGGGUAAUACUGCCCUGCACUUGCUGUGUGCUUCGGGGAAGAACAGUCCCGAGUGCGCCAGGGUUCUGUUCGAGGGAGGGGCCAGUGCUGACUCGAAGAACAAGAAAGGAGAAACGCCGUUCCAUGUAGCGCAAUUUACGCGAUUUGACGUAAAAAAGACUUUCCAGCACCAAGAGGUAGAUCUGUUUCUCCGAGACGCCAGUGGGAGCACAGCCUUGCACUACGCUGCGGACAGGCGGGAGUCGAAACACGUUGAAUUCAUACUGCUGAUGGCCCGGGAAAGGAGUCUGGACGUGAUGCGACUGGUAAAUGCUAGGAACGAAGCGGGGAUGACGGCUCUUCAUGUAGCCAUCGCGCGAGAAGAGAGAGAGAGCUGCAGGGCGCUCUUAAAGGCCGGGGCAGAUGCCACGAUAUCCUGUGAAUCCUUUGGGACUCCGAUCAGCAUGGCAUAUCAGAGGGGACUGCAAGACAUAUGUGACAUCCUUACAGAAAAGUGAAUAAAACACAUUAAGAUGUGCAGAUAUCAAUAACUGUUUUUGUAACAUUACUGAAUUCCAUAAAAUAGUUCAGCAUUUCAGUUUUGACUAAUAAUUUUCAUUAAAA
Penaeus indicus is the source of this 1470-nucleotide messenger RNA. RefSeq names its product serine/threonine-protein phosphatase 6 regulatory ankyrin repeat subunit A-like. The coding region runs from base 78 to 1364 and encodes 428 amino acids. The record is from RefSeq and is a predicted model, not a curated record. Gene Ontology annotation, molecular function: protein binding. The transcript is spliced from 2 exons. Lineage: Eukaryota; Metazoa; Arthropoda; Malacostraca; Decapoda; Penaeidae.